Messenger RNA from Daucus carota subsp. sativus, 828 nucleotides. RefSeq lists its product as uncharacterized. The record is from RefSeq and is a predicted model, not a curated record. The transcript is spliced from 3 exons. Bases 32 to 655 code for a protein of 207 amino acids. Lineage: Eukaryota; Viridiplantae; Streptophyta; Magnoliopsida; Apiales; Apiaceae.
UUCUGGAUUGGUGCCUCAUCUAGAUGGUCCAAUGUCCUUAAAUGGCCAGGAGCGGAUUGACCAGAGCCCAGUUAAUGAAAAAGAAGGUGGACUAACUGGCAGUAUUCCUAUCCAACGUCCCCCUAGAGCACCAAACACUACCAAACCUGGGAUGUUCAUAGGUUUAGGCAGGACUGCUACGACACAAUCGAAAGGUGAAGGUUCUUCAUUGGUACUGUAUGCACAGGAUCCAGCAUUCUUAAAUGGCCAAAGCCCGGUUAAUGACACAGACAGUGGACUCAAUUGCAGUCUUCCUUUUCAGCGUUUCCCUAGAGCACCAAAUAAUACCAACCCUGAGAAGCUCGUCGAUUUAGGCAAGGAAGCUACAACACCAUUGGUUAACUCUGAUACAAAACGUACUUCAGAAGGAGAGUUAAAUGUUGAUCCACCACCUAUAGGUGGUGAUAACGAGACUGCUGGAAAGACUACUGCAAAAAGAAAACGCUGGGACUGUGACCUUUGCUGCGUGAUGACCAAUGCUGAAAGUGUUCUUCAGGCACAUUUGAAAGGAAAAAAACAUUUGGCAAAACUAAAGGCAUCAAGUGAAACUGCUAAACCACCGACCUCUGGCGAAGACCAUGGGAAAAGCAUACAAGAGGACAAUCUACAUAAAUGAAAUGACCAUUGGUUUCGACAAAAAUAGUGUAAGUGUUUGUCGUUCAUAUUAUCAAUAUUUAGACCCUUUUGUGUUUCACAAUAGUGGCGGUUACUCCUCAUUUACAUGUCAAAUUUUUAUGGCUGAAAAGAAACCAAACUUUGUCUGAUUCUUCAUUUUUCAGUUUUAAUAAA